This is a messenger RNA of Haliotis rubra (blacklip abalone), 669 nucleotides long. RefSeq names its product 2-oxoglutarate-dependent dioxygenase htyE-like. The transcript is spliced from 6 exons. NCBI's taxonomy places the organism in Eukaryota, Metazoa, Mollusca, Gastropoda, Lepetellida, Haliotidae. The coding region runs from base 1 to 669 and encodes 222 amino acids. The record is from RefSeq and is a predicted model, not a curated record.
AUGGCAGAUACAGUGCCGAUAAUAGAUUUUUCUGCUUAUGGUUUACAAAUAACAGACAGGGACUCGGUGUCGAAUUCGGAGUUAGAUAUACUUGCAAGCAACGUCUGUCAAGCUCUGAGCACAGUCGGGUUUCUGUACAUCAAAAAUCACGGAAUGCCACAAAAGAAGAUUGACGAUUUCUUUAGAAUUAACAAGACAUUUUUCACCCAACCGGAAUGCGUGAAGGCAACAUGCGAAUCUCCAACCGGCGGAUUAAAUGGAUACCAAGGCUUUGCGAAGGAACGGCUGGACCUGUCCAAGCCAGGAGACCUCAAAGAAUCAUUUAACUAUACGUCCUACGAUGGGCCAAUUGACAUUCAAUGGCCGGUCAGCGUGCUUGGAAUGGGGGCUGCAUAUGACGAGUUCUAUGAGCAAAGCACCAAGCUGUCACUCCGGAUCCUUGACGUCAUAUCACUUUGUAUUGGGUUCUCGGAUAGGAAUUUCCUCCGUAACUGUCAUCAAAGCUUUGGCAGCAGGAAGAGCCCAGGAACCCUGCGAAGCCUGUACUAUCCGCCUCUACCUGCAUCUGCCUCUAUAGAGCCUGGCCAGCUGAGGUGCGGGGAGCACAGCGACUACGGGACGCUAACCCUGCUGUUUCAAGACAAGUGUGGAGGUCUAGAGGUGUGUUGA